This is a messenger RNA of Vollenhovia emeryi, 2254 nucleotides long. RefSeq lists its product as uncharacterized. NCBI's taxonomy places the organism in Eukaryota, Metazoa, Arthropoda, Insecta, Hymenoptera, Formicidae. The transcript is spliced from 2 exons. The coding region runs from base 86 to 2101 and encodes 671 amino acids. The record is from RefSeq and is a predicted model, not a curated record.
UAAGCAACCGACGGAAGGCGAACAGGCAUCAGAAGUUGUUUCACACUUCAAGCGAAAACAUUUCUUUCACAAAGAAAUAGUCAUCAUGAAGCUGUUAGUUUUUGUGUUGGCCUUAUCGUGCGCUGUUCUCUACACGAGCGCUGACUCGUCAUCGCCGCCUCAAUCAACCGGUCCGGUUAUUCCACCAAAUGAACCGCGUUUUCGUCGCGAAGCCAACCCACAAAAGAGAGGUUCGGUAACAUUUCAAGGGACGCAGCCUCUAAGUGGACCGCAGCGUCAACCAACUUGGAAUCUCAAUGCCAAUGCUAAUGUCUUUAACAACGGCCGUACAAAGGCGGACGUUUAUGGAGGAGUGGAUAAGGCACCUGGACAACGAGCGCAGCCGCACUUCGGCAUCCAGGCCGAGAGGAACUUUGGCAAGAACGGUUUCAUCAGAGGUCAAACCGAAUUUCAACAAGGUCCGCGAGGUCAUGGGCUCUCUCCCUCAGUUGGUAUACAAGGUGGCUUCCGAUUCAGAAGAGCGGCCGAACCUCAAACUUCGUUAAGUCUCGAAGUAAAACAACCCCUGAGCGAUCCAGUUCACCAGCCUAGCUGGAGUCUCAAUGCUCAUCGUAAUAUCGUGAACAAUGCCGAGACAAAGGCAAACGUUUACGGGGGAGUGGGUAAAGUACCUGGGCAACCAGCGCAACCGCACAUUGGCUUCCAGGCUGAGAGGAACUAUGGCAGAGACAGUUUUCUCAGAGGUCACGGUCAGCUUCAGCAGGGCCGAGGAGGCGGUGUCUCACCUUCCUUUGGUGUUAAUGGUGUCUUCCGAUUCAGGAGAGAAGCCGAACCCCAAGGAACUUCGUUAAGUUUCCAAGGAUCGCAACCUCUGAGCGGCCCAAUGCGCCAACCAACCUGGGAUCUCAACGUUAAUCGUAACAUCUUGAACAAUGGUCGCACGACCGCGGACGUCUACGGGGGAGUGAGUAAAGUACCUGGACAAUCGGCCCAACCGCACUUCGGCAUCCAGGCUGAGAGGAAUUUCGGCAAUAAUGGUUUUAUCAGAGGUCAGACCCAGUUCCAACGAGGCCCAGGAGGACAUGGACUGUCUCCAUCGGUUGGUAUAACUGGUGGUUUCCGAUUCAGGAGAGAGGCCGAAGCCCAAGGAGGCUCACUAACUUUUCAAGGAUCGCAACCUCUGAGCGGCCCAAUGCGCCAACCUACCUGGGAUCUCAACGUUAAUCGUAACAUCUUGAACAAUGGUCACACGACCGCGGGCAUCUAUGGGGGAGUGGGUAAAGUACCUGGGCAACCAGUGCAGCCGCACUUCGGCAUCCAGGCUGAGAGAAACUUCGGCAAUAAUGGUUUUAUCAGAGGUCACACACAGUUCCAACCAGGCCCAGGAGGACAUGGACUGUCUCCAUCAGUUGGUAUAACUGGUGGUUUCCGAUUCAGGAGAGAGGCCGAAGCCCAAGGAGGCUCACUAACUUUUCAAGGAUCGCAACCUCUGAGCGGCCCAAUGCGCCAACCUACCUGGGAUCUCAACGUAAAUCGUAACAUUUUGAACAAUGGUCGCACGACCGCGGACAUCUACGGGGGAGUGAGUAAAGUACCUGGACAAUCAGCCCAACCGCACUUCGGCAUCCAGGCUGAGAGGAACUUCGGCAAUAAUGGAUUUAUCAGAGGUCAAACGCAAUUCCAACGAGGCCCAGGAGGACAUGGACUGUCUCCAUCGGUUGGUAUAACUGGUGGCUUCCGAUUCAGGAGAGAGGCCGAAGCCCAAGGAGGCUCACUAACUUUUCAAGGAUCGCAACCUCUGAGCGGCCCAAUGCGCCAGCCUACCUGGGAUCUGAAUGCCCAUCGUAACAUCUUGAACAACGGUCACACAAACGCGAAUGUCUACGGGGGAUUGGGUAAAGUACCUGGACAACCAGUGCAGCCGCACGUCGGCAUCCAGGCUGAGAGGAACUUCGGCAAUAAUGGUUUCAUCAGAGGUCAUGGUCAGCUUCAGCCGGGUCAAGGUGGUCGCGGUGUCUCUCCGUCUUUUGGCAUUAAUGGCGGUUUUCGAUUCAGAAGAGAUACCGAAGAUGCUGAUAAAGUAGAGUCCACCGAAGAAUAAAAAAAUUUUGAGACUAAUACUUAAACGGCCUGUAUGUAUACAGAAACUUAUGAAGAACUGCCGUGUAAGUUAAUCCUCUUCAAACUGUAAAUUUAUAUUUAUUUAUACUACACAUGUAUUAUUCUGUAUAUUAUUUAAAGAUUAGUGCAUUUU